AUGAAAGACGACCCUGCUGAAGAGGGUGUUCAGAAGAAGUUCGACGACAAGAAAAAUGACCAGCCCUGGACCGACGGCGAGCGAAGCUUCAUCGUCAAUCAUGUCCUGACCCAUGUCCUCGCUAACGCUGGCUAUGGCAACAUCUUCAGCGAGGUGUCCGAGCUCCUUAUCAAGGAGGGCUAUCCCGCCCGCGGCAGACAGGCAUACCAGGACCAGUGGCGUCGCAAGAUCUCCAAAGACCUCCUCUCCAUCUACGGCAGCCAGGAUCCGGCCACGCCGCGAACUCCCACCAAGGCCUCUGGCUCCGGCAAAGCGGGUGGCAGCCCUUCGAAACGCAAGCGCAAGGAGGAGAAGGACAUCAAGAAGGACGAGCAGCCUUGA
Messenger RNA from Kalmanozyma brasiliensis GHG001, 381 nucleotides. RefSeq lists its product as uncharacterized. Lineage: Eukaryota; Fungi; Basidiomycota; Ustilaginomycetes; Ustilaginales. The transcript is spliced from 2 exons. The record is from RefSeq and is a predicted model, not a curated record. The coding region runs from base 1 to 381 and encodes 126 amino acids.